AUGGCGGCUUCGUACCUGUCCAAGUUGAACCCCGUGCCGGCCUUCGCCGAGUACACAGGUCCGUACAAGGUUGGUACGGUGGACGUAGAGAUCCCGGUCGAUGAAUUGGAUUCUCCUGCGCCGGCGCCCGAAGGAACCAAUAUUGAAACUGUCCAUUUCCGCAUCUUCUAUCCUGCCCAUCCUGAAUCGAAAGGAAAGAAAAUUACAUGGCUGCCGGCACCUCAACGGCAUACCUUGUCGGCUUACGUACAGUUUCUCGGAGCCGGACCUUUGCUAGCUGAAGCAGUCUCCUUUCUACCGAGACAUCUUCAUUACACGACGAUACCCGCUAUCAAGAAUGCGCCAUUACUCGAACCGAACACACCGAACAAACGAUGGCCAACGGCGAUCUUUUCGCACGGCCUCGGAGGCAACCGCAAUGCAUACUCGCAAGUGACUGGUGCGCUAGCAUCUCACGGAGUCGUCGUUAUAUGUCCAGAGCACAGAGACGGGAGCGCCGUAGCAUCGUUUGUGCGGAUACCAUCAGAACAAAACCGAUACUUCAUGAAAGAUAGGCAACGCCAGAUCUUAUACAAGCGGAUACCACAUGAUGCCACGGACGAGGUGCACGACGCAAGAAACGCACAGUUACGCAUCAGACUAUGGGAGAUGGGUUUGAUACACGAUGCCGUUCUCGCUAUCGAUCAGGGUCUGAAGAAGAUAAAUCUGAACACAAGCACGCCCUCGUUGGAUCAAUUCGCCGGCCGCAUGAAUGUACACCAGCCCGGAAGCAUCAUAUUUGCCGGACACAGUUUCGGCGCUACCACAGCGGUGCAAUUCCUGAAAUCAGUGUACUACGCCCGACUACCAGAAGUUGCCAAUAUGACACGGCCUCUAUACAAGCCGUCGCCUGACUCAUCGAUAUGUAGACAGGUGACACCGGAGAACGUUACGAUGCUGCUUGAUAUGUGGUGCUUUCCACUUCUGGCGAAGUGCACAAAGACCCUGUUCGACUUGCCGCUGCCAGUCUAUGCAGACGAUGCCUCUGCGCCUGGCGGCAAUGGACUGGUGGCAAUCGAGUCUGAUGCUUUUUACAAAUGGAAAGAACACCUACAUGCUACAGCACGGAUACUGUCUCCUGACCCAUCUGCUGCGGUGGUGGAGACCAAGGCGUUCGAGCGCCCAAGCGGUAUUAAGCUGUCGGAGCCCAACUUCUUUUAUGUACACAACUCGGCCCACUUGAACCAAUCCGAUUUCGGUGUUCUGUUUCCCUGGUUGACGAAGAAGGUCUUUGGCUCAGCCGAGCCAGAACGUGUCUUGCGGCUUAAUCUUCGAGCAAUGCUUCAGGCAUUAAGAAUCAACAAUGUGCCGAUUGGAAGGACAUGGGUUGGGGAUCUGAUCGACGGCUCGCCGGAGGGUAAGCUUUCGGCUGCCGAGAACAAGGGCCAGAACGACGGCACACACGACGACAAGGCCAUAUUUGACCGCAACGGCAACAGCGGAGUCGAGGCCUGGAGUUGGAUUGACAUCGUCGGCUUGGGCGACAAGCUUGGCGACUUCGGCGUCACCAACAAGACCGAUGUCGAGACCCAGGAGCCCGAGAUGGCUGGUGAGAUUGAGCCGCAGAUGUCUGAAGGCGAGGCCGUCAAGACGGUGGUUUCUGCAUCAACUUGA
Molecule: messenger RNA, 1653 nt
Organism: Truncatella angustata
Lineage: Eukaryota; Fungi; Ascomycota; Sordariomycetes; Amphisphaeriales; Sporocadaceae
Product: phospholipase A2
Exons: 2
Coding region: 1-1653 (550 amino acids)
Molecular function (GO): 1-alkyl-2-acetylglycerophosphocholine esterase activity
Source: RefSeq, a predicted model, not a curated record